AUGAGAAGGAAAAUUUGCAAAGAAGCUCCAUAUCAAUUCAUAUUCAAUCACCAGAAGCCCUUUUGUGUUACCCAUAAUUUCACUUUAAUUGAAAACGGUACAAUGGCCUAUAAGAAGGACAUUCAAGAGCCCAAUAUUGAAACCAAAGACGAGGUGAAGAAGGGAUCAGAAAACCGAAGGUCAAAAUCAAAUAUUCUGCCAGCAUUGCUGUUGGAAAAGCCACUAUUGAGGAACUAUUACGGUAGCAAAUGCGUAAGGCGUGCGUGGGACGUUUAUUACGAUGAAUACUACAAGUUUUGCAGCACCAAUUCUAAGCCAUGA
Messenger RNA from Fraxinus pennsylvanica, 321 nucleotides. NCBI's taxonomy places the organism in Eukaryota, Viridiplantae, Streptophyta, Magnoliopsida, Lamiales, Oleaceae. The record is from the annotation of a GenBank genome assembly.